AUGGCCCACGCCAGCGGCGCCAACCUCUCGCGUCCGGCGCCCCCUGUCCGUGCGCCCCUCGCCGAGUCGCCCCUCCCCGCCCCCAGGCCCCGCCCGCGCCGUGCGCAUCCCCCUCCCCUCCCUCCAACCCGCAUCCCCGCCGGCUUCUCGGACAUGCUGGCGGACCUGGGGAAGAUGAUCUCCGCGGAUCCCGCGGGUGGGCAAUCGGGCGAGCCGCAGCGCGAUGCGGCGCCGUCUUUCGAGGACAACGCGCCGUCGUGGGAGGAGUUGGCGGGCAUGGUGGCGGCGCGGCGCAGGGAGUUGGAUGUGCCUGAGGUGGAUUUGGAGACGGGGCCGCCCAACCCGAUGGCCAUGAGGCGGAUGUUCGGGCAGGAGGGGCCGCCCCGGAUCAAGCUGUACAGAGACCAUGCCGCGUGGUGCCCAUAUUGCCAGAAGGUUUGGAUGCAGCUUGAGGAGAAGAGGAUACCUUAUGUGCUUGAGAAGAUCAACAUGCGGUGCUACGGAGAGAAGCCAGAGUCCUUCCUGCGUAUAACGUCAGCAGGACUGCUGCCAGUGAUGGAGUUCGAUGGGAAGGUGGUCACAGAGUCGAUCGAAAUCGCCAAGCUCCUGGAGCGCGAAUUCCCUGAAACACCACUACUCCCCCCUGAAGGAUCUGACCGACAAAAGGUCAAUGCCCUCCUCCGACUGGAGAGGAAAAUCUUCUCUGCUUGGUGCCAGUUCCUGUGCAACAACUGGGGCCAAGCGGGCCUCAGACGACAGUUCGAGUCGACCCUGGAUGAGGUAGAAGCUGCCCUCAAAUCUUCUGGUGGCCCUUAUUUCCUUGGCGCUGACUUCAGUUUGGUGGACGUCACCUUUGCGCCUUUCCUUGAGAGGAUGGCCGCCUCACUGGCGUAUUACAAGGGACUGAAGAUGCGUGGCACGGGGCAGUGGCCGGCGCUGGAGCGUUGGUUUGACGAGAUGGAGACCAGGCCAGCGUACCUGGCUACCAGGUCGGACUACUACACCCACGCCCACGCGCUGCCACCCCAGCUUGGCGGCUGCACCAUGAUCAAGGAGGGCGAGCCCGUGGCGGCGGCCGUGGACGGCGGCGCCUGGCGCCUGCCCCUGCCCCCCCUCUCCUCCACCUCCUCCCCCGAGCCCUACUCCCCGGGUGACGAUCCCUCCCUCGAUCGCCUCGAGGCCGCCGCCCGCCUGGUCGGCAACCACGCCGACGUGAUUCGAUUCGGGAUGCGGGCCACCGGGGAGCCUGGAGAUGUCCCCGUAUGGGCGCCAUUGGCAGAUCCAUCGGCCAGGCCAGGGGAGUGGGGAAGGGAUAGAGUGGAUGCUGGUUUUCGCCAUGUGGCCCACGCCCUGCUGGUGGGCGUGGAGGAGAAGCAGGCGUCGGGGGCGGCGCUGAGGCUGGCGGACGGGCCGGGCAGCGCGGAGGGCCUGGCGCCGGUGUACGCGGCGAUGUACGUGCGCGACCGCGUGGGGGUGCCCAGGGACCUAAGGUUCCCGGCGGCCAGGCAGCUGCGCGCCCACUUCAAUUGGCUAAUCGACAGCCUGUGCGCGUGA
Messenger RNA from Ostreobium quekettii, 1554 nucleotides. The record is from the annotation of a GenBank genome assembly. Lineage: Eukaryota; Viridiplantae; Chlorophyta; Ulvophyceae; Bryopsidales; Ostreobiaceae.